AUGGAUUUUAGUAUUGACAAGGGGGAAAGUGCAGACUUGGAACCCCCAGCACCUCAGCACCAUCUCGGCACCUCAGCACCAUCUCAGCACCUCUUCAGCACCAUCUCGGCACCUCAUCACCUUUUCAAUACCUCAGCACUGUUUCAGCAUCUUUUGGUACCAAAAGCUA
Messenger RNA from Rotaria sp. Silwood2, 169 nucleotides. The record is from the annotation of a GenBank genome assembly. NCBI's taxonomy places the organism in Eukaryota, Metazoa, Rotifera, Eurotatoria, Philodinida, Philodinidae.